AUGGCUGCAGCUGCAAAUAAUAAUUCUGCACGUGGUCAUUUACUUCACGUCGGUUUUACGGUACCAUUGAAUGAAUUAAUAUUGGAAAAUGAAGCAUUAGAGCGAGAACUUAGUCAUCUUGAUUUCCGGUAUAAUAUUUAUUCAGCUGUUCUUUUCUAUAAAACAUCAAAUCAAGAUGCUCUAUAUGGUUGGUUUGAACAACGAAAACGUUCGGCUCGUACAGGAUAUUUACGAGCUUUUUAUUCAAAUAAGAAAGGUGAAACUAUUAUUGAAAUGGAUGUUGAUGGUAAACAAUUUUAUCUUAUUGCUUCAACAGCAACGUCAAAACCACCUGUUGAAAUGAAAAAAGAUAUUUCUCGAGGUCUGUUUGGUGAACGUAAAUUAUUUUCAGAGCGUAUUCCAAUAACAUGUUUUCCUUAUAAAUAUGAUGCAAAUGCAGGCUUUAUCGAAUGUGAAGCUUUUACUACAUUCAAGAACGAACAAAAACCAAAAAAAGGUGCUUUGCAAUUAAAACAAGACGAAAAAACUGUUGACACAUAA
Molecule: messenger RNA, 540 nt
Organism: Rotaria sp. Silwood2
Lineage: Eukaryota; Metazoa; Rotifera; Eurotatoria; Philodinida; Philodinidae
Source: the annotation of a GenBank genome assembly